AUAUUUUAAAAAAAUAUCAAAUUCAUUAUUAACAGACAUUUAAAAGAUGAAUUUUCCAAAGCCUUCUGCAGCAAAGAGAUAUUUGUUUUCUUUUAGAUAUUCAUAUGGCUUAAGAUGUUGCAAAUUAAAUCAUUCAUAUAGCAUAUUCCCUCAGGAAUGGAGAUUUAACACACAAAGAACCUUUCGAACAUCAACUAUGCUCUUGUUUCGUCCUCCAUCUCCUCUUAAAAUUCGGAAUACAUGUAUUAAUUAUAUUAAACUGAAAAAGCAUAAGAAUCCAAGAAUUGUUACCUAUGAAAAUAUCUAUACGGUUCCAAAUCUUCUUACAUUUUCUCGAUUAAUUCUUGCGCCAGUAACAGGCUACUGUAUUUUACAUGAACAACAUUUAUAUUCUGUUAUUUUAUUUAUUUAUGCAAGCCUAUCUGAUGCGCUAGAUGGAUGGAUUUCUCGAAAAUGGGGUGUAAAAAGCAUUGCAGGAACAAUCCUUGAUCCAAUGGCUGAUAAAUUUUUCAUCAUCAUAUCAACACUUUGCCUCACGAUUAAACAGCAAAUCCCAUAUUAUCUAUUUUCCGUUAUUCUUGGAAAAGAUAUCCUUCUUGGGUUGUUUGCUAUCUAUUAUCGUUGGAUCUCCCUUAAUCCACCUUGUACAUUUGGACGAUAUUUUGAUUUUUCAAUACCAAGCAUCGAAAUAAAACCCACUUUAAUUAGUAAAAUAAAUACUGCGCUACAACACUUGCUUAUCGGUAUAACCAUAACACAACCCUUUAUUCACUUAGAAAUUCUAUCUGUUUUCCUUAUUCCAAUACAGUUUCUCGUUUUUAUAACAACAAUUUGGUCAGGACUAUCAUAUGUAUAUGCCAAAGAUGCCAUUCGUAUCUUAAAUUCUCAAAUAAAUAAAUAAUUGAUUAAUAAAUAUUAUAUUAAUAAAUCCUAAUAGAAAUGACG
Messenger RNA from Pneumocystis carinii B80, 945 nucleotides. RefSeq lists its product as hypothetical. Gene Ontology annotation, molecular function: cardiolipin synthase activity. Lineage: Eukaryota; Fungi; Ascomycota; Pneumocystomycetes; Pneumocystales; Pneumocystaceae. The transcript is spliced from 5 exons. Gene Ontology annotation, biological process: cardiolipin biosynthetic process. The record is from RefSeq and is a predicted model, not a curated record. Bases 47 to 901 code for a protein of 284 amino acids. Gene Ontology annotation, cellular component: membrane; mitochondrion.